Pseudocercospora fijiensis CIRAD86 is the source of this 915-nucleotide messenger RNA. RefSeq lists its product as uncharacterized. Gene Ontology annotation, molecular function: 4 iron, 4 sulfur cluster binding; NADH dehydrogenase (ubiquinone) activity; quinone binding. The record is from RefSeq and is a predicted model, not a curated record. NCBI's taxonomy places the organism in Eukaryota, Fungi, Ascomycota, Dothideomycetes, Mycosphaerellales, Mycosphaerellaceae. Bases 50 to 763 code for a protein of 237 amino acids. The transcript is spliced from 3 exons. Gene Ontology annotation, biological process: electron transport coupled proton transport; mitochondrial respiratory chain complex I assembly; aerobic respiration.
ACCACGGCCUCCUCUGUCUCACCAUCUCCUCUCCUUACAGACAGUCACAAUGCUUGCGACAUCGAGAACGGCCGCAAUGGCGCUGCGCGCCAAGCCAAUAACCGCGAUCACUCCCUUCAAAGCCGCCGCCGUCUCGAUAUCGUCGUCUACGAAGAAGCCCGCUGAGGUGUCAGUGCCAGUACGGGGCACUGGCUCCACCGUGCAAAGCAACCCGGGCACUCCACCACCCAUGAAGGCCGUGACAGGAAAGGACCACGUCGAAGUCCCGCUUCCCAGCCAAGAAGGAAACAAGAGUGUCGUACAAUACGCACUCACGACAUUGGACUCCAUAGCAAAUUGGGCGCGUCAAGGCUCGCUGUGGCCCAUGACGUUCGGUCUCGCCUGCUGCGCCGUCGAGAUGAUGCAUCUAUCUACACCGCGAUACGACCAAGAUCGACUUGGUAUAAUUUUCCGUGCCUCACCGCGUCAAUCCGAUGUUAUGAUUGUGGCCGGUACGCUUACGAAUAAAAUGGCUCCCGCGCUACGACAGGUCUACGAUCAGAUGCCAGAUCCACGAUGGGUUAUCUCAAUGGGCUCAUGUGCGAAUGGAGGCGGAUACUAUCACUACUCAUACUCUGUAACAAGAGGAUGUGACCGAAUUGUGCCAGUGGAUAUUUACGUGCCAGGAUGCCCGCCCACGUCAGAAGCUCUGAUGUAUGGCAUUUUCCAGCUGCAGAAGAAGAUGAGACAUACCAAGAUCACGAGGAUGUGGUACAGGAAGUAAAGAGGCGUGGCGGAUAUCGAAGAAGACUAUGCAUGCAAGAAGCAGCAUGAAGGAAGGCGUUAAAAGGAGCGGGACUACAGCGAAAGAUACUGUGUUCAUGUGUACAUAUUCCUGCUAUGAUACCGAGUGUGAAUCAUGACACUUCAGUGCAG